Molecule: messenger RNA, 2922 nt
Organism: Rana temporaria (common frog)
Lineage: Eukaryota; Metazoa; Chordata; Amphibia; Anura; Ranidae
Exons: 2
Coding region: 701-2569 (622 amino acids)
Source: RefSeq, a predicted model, not a curated record
UUUAAUGACCAUAUAAUUGGGUAUUAAAAUAAUGACUCUGCUUUCUUAUUAAAAAAACAGAGCUGCCGAGCAUGAACAUCUUGUUGGAAUACUUGAUGAUGCUACCAAUGGACCAACAGAUCAAAAGCGAAUGCCUGUUUACAACAAAGAAAUGAGUGACAGUGUUGCCAGUUCUUCUACAGAUGACCAUCAAGAGGUAGAAGCAGUAAAUGGCAGCAACAUGGCUGGAGUCCACCUUCAUGCAGAUAAUGCACUCUGUGACGAAGAGCAAAAUUCAACUACAGCGGAGGACAUUGAUGUUAAUAGUGCAACUACUGUCAGCAUAAAUGAUAAUACCUGCACCUCAUGUAUGACAACAGAAAAUGCAAAUGAGGACAGUACUGUCAACAGCCAGAAUCAUCACAUUGUAACACAAGACCAAGGUGCACUUUUAAUGCAAGCUCUUCAACAGAAACAUGGCUUAACAUUUUCUGCUGUUGAAGACAUAGCAGCACUAAUAAACACUUUAAAUGGAAGCAACAUUGUCCCUGCAUCCAAGUUCCUGUUAAGCAAGCCUUUCAAAAAACAAGACAUUGAAACACACUAUUUCUGUGCUGAUUGCUUUACCUAUAUUGGUAAAACUGAUUCCGACAUGUGCAGCUGCAGUUUUUGUGGUUCCAUGUAUAGCUGCAACUAUAAUAAAUUAAAUUAAGCAUAUUUCAUGUACAUGCCGAUUAAGACACAAUUGCAGACCAUGUUAGAGAACACUGAUUUGUACGAUAUUAUCUGUGCAACCCGUGAAACCAACAGCAAUGGUUUCAUAAAGGACAUAACAGACGGCAAAUACCGCUCAAUUACAGAAAACAUCCAAGGUAGUUUUCUAACACUUUCAUUCAAUUGUGACGGUGUCCCAGUUUUCAAGUCAUCUAAGUCCAGUAUGUGGCCUACUUUGUUUGUCAUUAAUGAAGUACCCCUGUCAGUCCGUAAAAGUAAUGUUUUAAUGGCUUCCCUGUGGUUUGGUCGGUCUGAUAAGCCACCAAUGAGUGUUCUCCUUACACCAUUUGUCAAUGAAGUAAAAACGUUAUCAAGAGAUGGAUUUUAUUGGAAAUAUAAUGGUGAAACCAUGUUAAUGAAAGUGUUUGCACUAUUGUUCAUAUCUGAUGCUGUUGCCCGCCCCUUAGUCCAAAAAUUUAACCAAUUUAAUGGUGCUUAUGGGUGUGGUUUCUGUUUGCAAGAAGGUAAAGUUGUAGAAAGAGGAAGGGGCACUGCACGGGUUUAUAAAUUUGAGCAACCACUUCUAAGACAGGCACAGGAAACUCUUCAGCAUGCAGAGAUGGCUAUACAUCAAGGCAAACCAGUAUUUGGUGUAAAAGGUGUCUCACUUUUGUUUGACUUGCCCUAUUUCAAUGUUAUUGACUGUGUGGUACCAGAGUACAUGCAUUGUGUACUUUUAGGGGUUGCAAGGCAACUAGCAACGCUCUGGUUCGAUACCAAGUUCCAUACCAAAGACUUCUACUUGGGGAUGCAGCGUAAUGAAAUAAAUCGUCGUUUGUUGCAGAUACAACCUCCAUGCAAUUUUGCCCGUGUACCACGAUCUAUAGAUGUGCGCAAGUUUUGGAAGGCACAUGAGUGGCUUGCAUGGUUGGUAUACUAUAGUGUACCUGUUCUGUGGGCACUAAUGCAUGAACAAUAUUUUGUGAAUUGGUGCAGGCUUGUUGGGGCAAUUGGAUUGCUUUCCAGUGAGUGUGUAAGUACUGAGGAUUUAGCCAGUGCACAACAAAUGUUGGAAAAGUUUGUUUCUGACAUGGAACCACUCUACGGUCUUGAGCAUGUUUCUUUCAACAUACACUCUUGUGUUCAUAUGACUCAGGCUGUAACAAAUUGGGGUCCACUAUGGGCACAGUCUGCAUUUCAGUUUGAAGCAUUCAAUGGUGUACUGUUACGAUUGAUUAAAAGCUCAAAUGCUGUUGUCAUGCAGAUAUGCAAUUCAUAUCUGAAAAUCCGAAAUAUGCCUCUUUAUGAGAAAGAAAUCAUGCAUACUGCUAUCACACCCAUUAACAAAUUGUAUUCAGCCAUGAAAGACAACAGCAAAGAAGUGUGUUACUUGGAAGAUUCAGUCCAAGCUCUUGGUCCUUGCAAAACACAUCCAGUGAGUCGAUCACAUUUUAUUGCUUUGCACAGUGUUUUAGAAGUUGUCAAACAAAAUAUGAUCGCAAGAUACUACAAUUGUGUGGCAGUAAACAAAAAAGUUUUCCAUGCAAGCUCAAACAAGCGAAUAACUUUGAGGAAUAGUAACACAGCAAUUUUAAAUACUGGAGAUUUCUUCACUGUUGAAUCCUAUCUUGUGCUUGAUAAUUCGAGUACUUGUUUUGCAAUUGGCAGGUUUCUGACAAUUGUUAGUGACCAUGCUGCUAUUUGCAGGGAUAGAGAAGUAAAACUGGGGCAUUUAGUUCUCGUGAAUAUAGUUCCUGGCCAUCUUGUCGCAAUACCAGCUUCAUCCCUCAAGAAUAAAUGUGUGUUUAUUAAAACAACAAAUGCGCACUAUGCUGUAGUGGGCUUGCCAACAAAUCCGUAUGACUUAAAUGGCUGAUGUCCGAAUAUAAGAGAAGAACCACACUCUCUUUUAUUUAGAUUUAUUGCAUGUUAGGCUGUGGCAUGCCUUUGGAGCUGGCACCUAAUAAGCAGACAAUAUCCUUGAACUGUAAAGGUUCUCAUUCAUCCAGGUCAUGGUAUAUCUGUAAAAAAAUAAAUCAAGGCAACUGGACUUGCUGUAUUUUUCAUGAAGACAGUUUUCUAAUCAUCCAACACGCUUUCUCAAUUCAAUAUCACUUGUACAUACAUUCUCUGGGAAUUGGAAAGUGAAUGUGAGCUUUGCAUUUGUAUUAGCUUUGUAUUAAAUGUUAUGAUCUGUUUGAAAUCUUAAAAUAAAAUAUUUUAUUUGAA